Hemicordylus capensis (graceful crag lizard) is the source of this 3206-nucleotide messenger RNA. It is a transcript of the gene ABCF1, whose product is annotated as ATP binding cassette subfamily F member 1. The record is from RefSeq and is a predicted model, not a curated record. The transcript is spliced from 27 exons. The coding region runs from base 177 to 2858 and encodes 893 amino acids. Lineage: Eukaryota; Metazoa; Chordata; Lepidosauria; Squamata; Cordylidae. Gene Ontology annotation, molecular function: ATP binding; ATP hydrolysis activity.
AGAAAGCGCAACAGUUUUGCCGUCUGUAAGGUCUGGGCCCCUGGAAUCCUAGGCACGUCAUCUUCCGCGCAAGCGCAGUACGGCCAAGGUGUGCAUGUGUGGAGCCAGGAUUCCGGGGAGAAGAGUCACCAGAAUAAGUGGCGGCUGCGGAGACGGAAAGGGAGUCCUCAUCAGCCAUGCCUAGGGGAGGAAAGCAGCACCAAUCUCAGGAGGAAUGGAUCGGGGACGAGGAAGAGAAGAACUGCCCCGCACAAGGGGCUGGGGACAAAGUGGUAAAGAAGGGGAAGAAGGAUAAAAAGACCAAAAAGUCGUUCUUCGAGGAACUGGCUGUAGAAGAGAAGCAUGCUAGUGAGGAGCAGACAACCACGAAAGAAAAAGAGCCGCAGCAACAGCAGCAGCAACAACAACAACAGCAACAAAAAAAGAGACGAGAUAAGAAAAAAGACAGAAAGAAAAAAGAGGUGGAGGAGGAUGCAGAGGACGGCCAGCUGAUUGAGAGACUGAAGAAGCUGUCAGCCCAAGCCAGUGAUGAGGAAGAAGAAGUGCUGGCUCCCAUCAACAAAUUGGGAAAGAAAAAGGGAGGGAACGUGUUCGCUGCCUUGAGUCAGGAGCAGAGUGAGGAGGAUGAGGAAGAACCAUCAAAGCCCAUCAAACCAGACAGGAAUAAAUUCAGUGAGGAUGAGGAGGAUGAGGACACGAAGAGGAAGAGCAAAAAGAAUGAGAAGAACAAAGGAAAACAGCAGAGAGGAGGAUCAGCUUUUGCUAUUUUGGCUCAGAGUGAUGAGGAAGAAGAGGAGGAAGAGGAAGACAAUGAAGAAGUAAAGAAACCCAAGGGCAAAGCUAAGACCAUGAACAAAAAGGCUGCUCAGCCUGAUGCAGCAGGAGAAAAGCCAAAGAGGAAAAAGAAUCAGUCAUCCAAGAACACGUUUGCUGCACUUGAGGCAGAGGAAAUGGCGGAUGAAGAGGACAAGGACGACAAAGAAGACGAGUCUGUGAAAGACAAAGAGAGCAGCCAGCAACAGUCAGAGGAGGAAGAAGAGGAAGGGGAGAAGAAAGAAGACGAUCCCUAUGCUCACCUCAGCAAAAAAGAGAAGAAGAAACUCAAAAAGCAGCUAGAGUUCGAACGGCAAGUGGCAAGCUUGAAAGCAGCCAAUGCAGCAGAGAAUGACUUCUCCGUGUCACAGGCAGAGAUGUCUUCCCGGCAGGCCAUGUUGGAAAAUGCUUCGGACAUCAAGCUGGAGAAAUUUAGCAUCUCUGCUCAUGGCAAAGAGCUAUUUGUCAAUGCAGACCUGUUCAUUGUGGCUGGGCGCCGGUAUGGCCUGGUGGGACCUAAUGGGAAAGGCAAAACUACCUUGCUAAAGCACAUUGCCAACCGGGCCUUGAGCAUCCCUCCCAAUAUUGAUGUCCUGCUCUGUGAACAAGAGGUGGUUGCAGAUGAGACCCCCGCAGUACAAGCUGUGCUCAAGGCUGACACCAAGCGGCUGAAGCUGCUGGAUGAAGAAAAGCGGCUGCAGGCAUUGCUGGAGAAGGGAGAUGACACCGCCACAGAACGAUUGGAGAAGGUCUAUGAAGAAUUGCGGGCAAUGGGAGCAGCAGCAGCUGAGGCGAAAGCUCGGAGAAUCCUGGCUGGUCUGGGCUUCAACCCUGAGAUGCAGAACCGGCAAACCAAGAAGUUCUCUGGGGGCUGGCGCAUGAGAGUCUCCCUAGCUAGAGCACUGUUCAUGGAGCCCACGUUGCUGAUGCUAGAUGAACCCACCAACCACUUGGAUCUCAAUGCCGUCAUCUGGCUUAACAACUACCUCCAGACAUGGAAGAAAACACUCCUGGUUGUCUCCCAUGACCAAGGCUUCCUGGAUGAUGUAUGCACAGACAUCGUCCACCUGGACAUUCAGAAGCUCUUCUACUACCGGGGAAAUUACAUGACUUUCAAGAAGAUGUACCAACAAAAACAGAAAGAGUUGCUCAAACAGUAUGAGAAGCAAGAAAAGAAGCUAAAAGACCUCAAAGCUGGAGGAAAGUCUACAAAGCAGGCAGAAAAGCAGACGAAAGAGGCCCUGACUCGCAAGCAGCAGAAAUGCCGCAAGAAGAACCCAGAUGAAGAGGCAAACGAGGCCCCCGAGUUGCUGAAGCGACCUAAAGAAUACACCGUGAAAUUUACCUUUCCGAACCCACCACCACUCAGUCCGCCCAUUCUGGGCUUGCAUGGUGUGGACUUCAGCUAUGAGAGUCAGAAGCCUCUCUUCAGAAAUUUGGACUUUGGGAUUGACCUGGAGUCUCGGGUCUGUAUCGUGGGCCCAAAUGGCGUGGGGAAGAGUACACUGCUGCUGCUGCUAACAGGGAAGCUUCAACCGACAAAAGGGGAGAUGAGGAAAAACCACAGACUAAAAAUUGGGUUCUUCAACCAGCAGUAUGCUGACCAGCUGAAUAUGCAAGAAACGGCAACAGAGUACCUGCAGCGCAACUUCAACCUGCCCUACCAGGAUGCCCGCAAAUGUCUGGGACGCUUUGGCCUGGAGAGCCACGCCCACACCAUCCAAAUCUGCAAGCUCUCUGGAGGACAGAAAGCUCGGGUAGUGUUUGCUGAGCUGGCUUGCAGAGAGCCAGAUGUCCUUAUUCUGGAUGAACCUACAAACAACCUGGAUAUUGAGUCUAUUGAUGCCUUGGGAGAUGCCAUCAAUGAGUACAAAGGAGCUGUAAUCAUUGUCAGCCAUGAUGCCCGGCUUAUCACAGAGACCAACUGCCAACUGUGGGUGGUGGAGGAUCAGUCAGUCAACCAGAUAGACGGAGACUUUGAAGACUACAAGCGGGAAGUGCUAGAGGCCUUGGGCGAAGUCAUCAUCAACCGACCUCGGGAGUGAGACUGAAGGAGGCGCAGCCCCUGCAAAACUGACCCAGCCUCCUUCCACUCUGCCCUCUCCUUUUUUGAACAGGACUCUUAUUUAGCUGGAGGGGGUGGGGUUUGAGCAUGUGCAAGGAGCUAAAGCACUAGUUUUUCCAGCAGCUUUAUCUUCUUACCUCUCCACCAUCACCAGCAGGAGAAGUUGAAGUGGUGAGGGGGUUGGGGGAAAUGUGGGUCUCCAAUUGGCUUAUUCUCACCAACUCAAAAACUGGGGAGGGCCUCUGACUCUUUAUAAGCCUUCCCUUGCCUCUUUGCGAAUAGAUGGAGCCGCGUUAUGUAAACGAAUUAAAUUAAAAUGUGAAGGACA